UAUAGAGCUACAAACAGCUCGAUUAUGAUGUUAAAAUUGAAAGUCAUAUUCAUUUUUUAUUAAAAGAUCCCCGGUAUCACAAUUCCCUUUGCGGUUCAUAUUAGAUGAAUUGUUAAACCGCGCUGAUCGGUUUGUAUUUUGUGAUUGGUAUAUUCCUCGUUCUGUGGGAGACAGACCCGUUCAGACACUGAGGGAGAGCAGAGAGGAGAUCUGAAGAGCAGAAAGGACACAUUCACUGAGGAGACGGUCAGAGCGAGUGACUAGAGCACUAGAGCCGUGCUGCACAUCCCACUGACAAGACCUGAAGACUGCCUUAUCCUAGUGAGAGCCAGGCAACAAAGAUGGAGUCUGUUUACAUUAAACAGGAGGAAGUUCUGGAAUUGGUACCUGUCUGUAUUAAACAGGAGAUGCCUGAACUGGAGCCUGUCCACAUUAAAGAAGAGACUGAACUGGAGCCUGUCCACAUGAAAGAAGAGACUGAACUGGAGCCUGUCCACAUUAAAGAAGAGACUGAACUGGAGCCUGUCCACAUUAAAGAAGAGACUGAACUGGAGCCUGUCCACAUUAAAGAAGAGACUGAACUGGAGCCUGUCCACAUGAAAGAAGAAGAGACUGAACUGGAGCCUGUCCACAUUAAAGAAGAAGAGACUGAACUGGAGCCUGUCCACAUGAAAGAAGAGGAGACUGAACUGGAGCCUGUCCACAUUAAAGAAGAAACUGAACUGGAGCCUGUCCACAUUAAAGAAAAAGAGACUGAACUGGAGCCUGUCCACAUUAAAGAAGAAGACACUGAACUGGAGCCUGUCCACAUUAAAGAAGACACUGAACUGGAGCCUGUCCACAUUAAAGAGGAAUCAAUUGACUUUAAGGAUUCAGAACACAUAUCCCGGUCAGAGAUACCACAUCAAUGUUCUGAAUGUGGGAAGAGCAUCAGUCAGUUAGGAAACCUAAAAAGACACCAGCGAAUUCACACUGGAGAGAAGCCAUAUCAAUGUACUGAAUGUGGGGAGAGUUUUAGUCGGUUAGGAAACCUAAAAACACACCUGCGAAUUCACACUGGAGAGAAGCCAUAUCAAUGUACUGAAUGUGGGGAGAGUUUCAGAGUAUCGGGACACCUAAAAAUACACCAACGAAUUCAUACAAAACAGAAGCCGUAUUGCUGUACUGAAUGUGGAAAGAGCUUCAGUCAGUCAGGAAGCCUAAAAACACACACACAAAUUCAUACAGGACAGAAGCCAUAUCAAUGUGCUGAAUGUGGGGAGAGUUUCAGAGUAUCGGGACACCUAAAAAUACACCAACGAAUUCAUACAGGAGAGAAGCUGCAUUGCUGUACUGAAUGUGGAAAGAGCUUCACUCGGUCAGGAAACCUAAAAACACACACACGAAUUCAUACAGGAGAGAAGCCAUAUCCCUGUACUCAAUGUGGGAAAAGCUUCAGUCGGUUAGGAGACCUAAAAAAACACCAGCAAAUUCACACUGGAGAGAAGCCGUAUCACUGUACUGAAUGUGGGCAGUACUUCAGUCGGUUAGGCAGUCUAAAAAGACACCAGCGAAUUCACACUGGAGAGAAGCCGUAUCACUGUACUGACUGUGGGAGCAGUUUCCGUCAGUUAGGAAACUUAAAGAAACACCAGAGAAUUCACACUGGAGCCAGCCAUCCUUCCCCCCCUCCCAGUCCCUCACCUCUCCACCCUGCUUGUUUGAGUGUGUGGUCACACAGAUUACCCGUCGCUGUCAGUUUGAACUGCCUCUUUACCCUGGAGAGAAGAACCGAGACGGUCAGAGCCGUGCUGCACAUCCCACUGACAAUACCUGAACAACUUCUAAACAGAAUCCUGUGUGCUGUCAUGGACAGUGUGGAGAUGGAAUCUGUCCAGAUUAAAGAGGAGUUCCCUGAACUUGAACCUCUCCCCUUUACAGUGGAGUUCUUUGGGCUGGCUUCCCUCCUCAUUAAACAGGAGCUCUGUGAGAUGCAGUGUGACAGCAGCCAGCCAGAGGUCUCUGAGAUUAAAGCUGAGCACAAUGAAUUUGAGAUCCCCCAGACAGAAGAACCCCUUCCUGUUAAACAAGAAGAGGUGCUGGAAACUGUCCGUAUUAAACAGGAGCCCCCUGAAGUAGAGUUUGCCCACAUGGAACCAGGGAAGGAAGAAUCCGAGGACUUCAAACCAAACAUCCCUGAGCUGGAGCCUGUACGCCUGCGGGAGUGUAGCGUGGUGCUGGAGAGAGUCUGUGUGAGAGAGCAAGGCGCUGGAGAGGAAGGCUCUCUCAACAGCAUGCAAGGAGGUGGACAGGGAGACAGGUGCUCACAUUCAGAAUGCAGUCUAGCAGGUUCCAGUCCAGCAGCUAAAGUGAGGGCAGGCGGUGGAGAAUAUCCUGACUGUGGGAAAGGUAUCACGCUGUUCGUGCAUUUAAACAAAACCCAGCGGACUUACACAGGAAAGAAACCGUAUCACUGCUAUGACUUUGGGAAGAGUUUCAGUCAGUCAGGAUACCUUGUUUCACACCAGCGAAUUCAUACAAGAGAGAAACCGUAUCGCUGCUCUGACUGUGGGAAGAGUUUUAGUGUGAAACAAGGCCUUCAAAACCACCAGCGAACUCACACAGGAGAGAAACCGUAUCGCUGCUCAGACUGUGGGAAGAGUUUCAGUGUGAAACAAGGCCUUCAAAACCACCAGCGAACUCACACAGGAGAGAAACCGUAUCGCUGCUCUGACUGUGGGAAGAGUUUUAGUUGCUCAGGAAACCUGAAAGCACACCAGCGAACUCACACAGGAGAGAAACCGUAUUGCUGCUCUGACUGUGGGAAGAGUUUCCGUGUGAAACAAGGCCUUCAAAACCACCAAUGGACUCACACAGGAGAGAAACCGUAUCGCUGCUCUGACUGUGGGAAGAGUUUCACUGUGAAACAAAGCCUUCAAUACCACCAGUGGACUCACACAGGAGAGAAACCGUAUCGCUGCUCUGACUGUGGGAAGAUUUUCAGUUGUAAACAAGUCCUUCAAAAACACCAGCGAAUUCACAGGAGAGAAACUUUAAAAACCAUGUUCAAUGGGACUUUUCACUCAUGAGGGGAAAAUAAUAUUAACCUUGCAUUACGAAUCCCUGUGUAAUAACUGUUUUGUAGAUCACUCUUAAGAACAUGCAUUUAAAACUCUCUUGCACUCUGUGUCAGAUAGUGGGUGAUGAUGCGGACACGUCACAAGAGGCUUCUCUGCUGUCAGUUUAACUCAGGCUGUCAAUGCAGUCAGUGCCUGGGAGUGGGAAUAUGCAGAAAGGAAACUAUUCCACACCUCAUCUGAUGGACGAGUCAGGAGAAAUCGAUAACUCAGUGUGGAAAUGAGUUUCAGGAUUUAACAUUUUGAACUUACACUAUUUAUUUUCAAGUUUAUCAUGCUUUUUAUUUUUUUUAAUGAUCUAAUGUACAAUAAAUGAUGAAUUGUUUGUUUGUCAUGAUUUGUGUGUGAUGCUGUAGAGAAUUCCUGUUUUCCAAGGUGCUGGUUAAUCUUCCCCUCUGGUAACAGCUCGUGCACAGCUCCUGGGUAUUGCAAAACGUCAGCAAGUUUAGAGCUAGAAUUCAGUACUUUUAACCAUUCCAGGUAAAGAAGAUGGAAACCAGUUUCCCCCCCCUCUACAAAUUUAUAUAAUUAAGAGUGAAAUUAAACUUUUU
Messenger RNA from Acipenser ruthenus (sterlet), 3667 nucleotides. RefSeq names its product zinc finger protein 23-like. The transcript is spliced from 6 exons. Gene Ontology annotation, molecular function: RNA polymerase II cis-regulatory region sequence-specific DNA binding; DNA-binding transcription factor activity. Gene Ontology annotation, biological process: regulation of transcription by RNA polymerase II. Lineage: Eukaryota; Metazoa; Chordata; Actinopteri; Acipenseriformes; Acipenseridae. Bases 342 to 3068 code for a protein of 908 amino acids. The record is from RefSeq and is a predicted model, not a curated record.